This is a messenger RNA of Oncorhynchus keta (chum salmon), 3776 nucleotides long. RefSeq names its product sorting and assembly machinery component 50 homolog A. The record is from RefSeq and is a predicted model, not a curated record. The coding region runs from base 351 to 1721 and encodes 456 amino acids. Gene Ontology annotation, biological process: mitochondrial respiratory chain complex assembly; protein insertion into mitochondrial outer membrane. The transcript has 17 exons. Gene Ontology annotation, cellular component: SAM complex; outer membrane. NCBI's taxonomy places the organism in Eukaryota, Metazoa, Chordata, Actinopteri, Salmoniformes, Salmonidae.
UGGGGGUGUGGUUUGGAUGGUGUCAUGGCUUCCCCCGUCCACGAAGCUACAUCUUUAUUGAGCCGAGCGUGAAUUAAAUGUCCUUUAAUUUCGUAAAAUAAACACCAACAUUUGAAGGACUACACAUUCAAUUCCUUAAUCAUGGGCACCGUCCACGCGAGGUUCACAUGAGGCAGUUGUGGGUCGAAGCUAAUGGCUGACAACAGUCUGGAGAAGGCAGAAUGCUGCCUACAGAACUAAUGCAUGGGGUUGCAUCAUCAAAUCAGACAAUCUGAUCAGUGGACACGCAUGGCAGUUUCUUCCCAGUGUCCGAGAUUAGGACCUGGUCCUGGAGUCUUGACCCUCUGCCAAUGCAGGGACCUGAGUUGGGGGUUCAUGCGGAUGACAUCGAGACACCAGAAAUGGAGCAGGAAUCAAAACAAGAGGUUCUUGAAAACAAAGAUGUCAUAGUCCAGCAUGUUCACAUAGAUGGUCUGGGAAGAACCAAGGAGGAUUGCUUAACAUACGAGAUUGCUGGUGUCUUCAGAGCAAAGAACUUGAUUGACGUAAUGAAGAGAGCCCACGAAGCCAGACAGAAGCUCCUCCGUCUUGGUAUCUUCAGACAGGUGGAGGUUGUCAUUGAUACCUCACAAGGGGUGGAUGCGCUGCCUAACGGACUAGAUGUGACGUUUGAAGUGACUGAGCUGAGACGUAUGACUGGUAGCUAUAACACCAUGGUUGGAAAUAACGAAGGCAGCAUGGUUCUUGGUCUGAAGCUGCCCAAUGUUUUCGGUCGUGCGGAAAAGCUUACAUUCCAGUUCUCCUACGGCACCAAAGAGACUUCCUAUGGGCUGUCUUUCUUCAAGCCUCAACCUGGUCACUUUGAGCGCAAUUUCGCUGUUAACUUUUACAAAGUCACAGGCCAGUUUCCAUGGAGCUCGCUGAGAGAGACUGAUCGUGGAGUCUCCACAGAAUUCAGUUUCCCUCUUUGGAAGACGAACCACACCCUGAAGUGGGAGGGUGUGUGGCGAGAGCUGGGAUGUCUGGCACGUACCGCCUCGUUCGCAGUCCGGGAGGAGAGCGGCCACUCCCUCAAGUCAUCACUCUCGCAUGCCAUGGUCAUCGACACCAGAAACUCCACAAUCCUUCCCAGGAGGGGUGCCUUGCUGAAAAUCAACCAGGAGUUGGCUGGCUACACUGGAGGAGAUGCCAGUUUUCUGAAAGAGGACUUUGAGCUCCAAUUUAACAAACGUCUUUUCUGGGACUCGGUCCUGUCUGCAUCUCUCUGGGGCGGAUGCCUCCUGCCCAUUGGAGAUAAGCCAACUUGCAUUGCUGACAGGUUCUAUCUCGGUGGUCCUACUAGCGUCAGAGGAUUCAGUAUGUACAGCAUCGGCCCACAGAGUGAAGGUGACUACCUGGGAGGUGAGGUGUAUUGGGCUGGAGCCGUCCACCUGUAUACUCCACUGCCCUUCCGUCCAGGCAAAGGGGGAUUCGGAGACCUCUUCAGGACCCACUUCUUCCUCAAUGCUGGGAACCUGUGUAACCUCAACUAUGGUGACGGGCCUCGAGCACACCUGAGUAAGCUGGCAGAGUGUAUCCGCUGGUCCUAUGGAGCGGGAAUCGUGCUACGACUCGGAAACAUCGCCCGGCUGGAGCUCAACUACUGCAUUCCCAUGGGCGUCCAGAGUGGAGACAGGAUAUGCGACGGGGUCCAGUUUGGAGCUGGAAUCCGAUUUCUGUGAUGUUGUCUUGCUGCAUUGAAUUGUGGAACACAGGAGUUUGUUUCGUUGGUUUUAGGAAGUGGGAGGUGAUCUAUAGGGGUCACUUUCAACACAGCGAAGGUUGCUGGGAAUUAAAUGUCUACUACAACCAAGCUAUUGUAAGUAAAAUGGACAGGGCAUCAAUGGGGAUUUUCCUCCAGUACUAAUGAAUGAUGACAGCCUCCAGUGCUCAAGAUGUUAAAACUAGAGGCCUUCACGGGUUCAAAAAGUUGUACUUGUUCCGAAAUGGACCUGGGGCUUUCCCGUCUGGACCCAAUAUGCCUACAUUUAUUUGUUAAAUAUAGAGACCCGUUCCGAAUGGACACGAGGACAACUAGACCCAUUCUGCAUAGACCUGGUCGGAUCCAGUCCGGAUACGAGUGAGGGAAUUCACAUUAUAAAGUCAAUUUUUAAGCGACCGGAGGUGAUAAAGCGAGGGAGAGGUAGAGCUCUAGCAGGACGUGUCAGCUAGUGACACGGGGAGCAGGGAAGAGGGAGGGAGAGGUAGAGCUCUAGCAGGACGUGUCAGCUAGUGACACGGGGAGCAGGGAAGAGGGAGGGAGAGGUAGAGCUCUAGCAGGACGUGUCAGCUAGUGACACGGGGAGCAGGGAAGAGGGAGGGAGAGGUAGAGCUCUAGCAGGACGUGUCAGCUAGUGACACGGGGAGCAGGGAAGAGGGAGGGAGAGGUAGAGCUCUAGCAGGACGUGUCAGCUAGUGACACGGGGAGCAGGGAAGAGGGAGGGAGAGGUAGAGCUCUAGCAGGACGUGUCAGCUAGUGACACAGGGAGCAGGGAAGAGGGAGGGAGAGGUAGAGCUCUAGCAGGACGUGUCAGCUAGUGACACGGGGAGCAGGGAAGAGGGAGAUGAGAGGUAGAGCUCUAGCAGGACGUGUCAGCUAGUGACACGGGGAGCAGGGAAGAGGGAGGGAGAGACGAGAAACGGCAACCGACUAAGCCGACUCGCGCUAUGGUAGAGUGAAUAGCAGCCUAGCUAGCUGUGUUAUUCUCGUCCUACACAGUUAGAAACAACUUCAUUCAGAAUAUUAAGUAGCAGCCUACCUGUUGGCUCUUGUAGCCUAUCCCUCUCCUUUAACUUCCAUAAUUUUAAAUGAAAUAUUCCAUUGAUAUUUCCUAACUUUUGCCACACAUGAAGGCUCUAUGACUAUAGCCCAGUGUUUUCCAAACUCAGUUCCGGGGACCCUAAGCGGUGCACGUUUUGUUUGUUUGCCUUAGCACUACACAGCUGAUUCAAAUAAUCAACGUUUUUAAUGAUGAGUUGAUUAUUUGAAUCAGCUGUGUAGUGCUAAGUCAAAGAAGCAAAAUGUGUACUGCUUAGGGUCCCCGGGACUGAGUUUGGAAAACGCUGUUCUAGCCUAUUGCUGCUUUGAUGACUUAUGAUUGGCCAACAACAAGCUAGACAUGCCACUCCUGUGAAACGAGGGAGCAGCUUAAAUGAUAUGAUGAUUUCUCUCUCUCUGUACUGCAGCAGAUCUGUACGGGUACUUCCGGACAAGUCGGUUUUGGUAUUUGGUAUUUUAUUAGGAUCCCCAUUAGCUGUUGCAAAAGAAGCAGUUACUCUUCCUGGGGUCCACAAAAAAAACAUGAAACAUUAUACAGAACAUUAAUAGACGAGAACAGAUCAAGGAUAGAACUACAUACAUUAUUUUUUUUUUAAGGCACACAUAGCCUACAUAUCAAUACAUACACACAAACUAUCUAGGUCUAAUAGGAGAGAGGCGUGCCGGGUUGCUUUAUCUGUUUUUUGAAACCAGGUUUGCGUGUUUAUUUGGUCGUUAAAAUUACACAUACCCGUGACAAUCAUAUCAGAUCCGACCCAGACCUGUGACAUUUAGAAUUCUGGAUCCGAACCCUCUCGGGUAUUCAGUUACAGGUGGAUCUGUGAAGACCUCUAGUGGAAACCUAAGAAAGGCAGACAUCAGCCAUGAGUCAAAUAUGUCAAUGUGGUCUAAAUGAUUAUGCUGAUUUAAUACAUGUUAUCAUCUACAGUUAUUAAAGAUACACUGAGUCUCUAUAGCA